Molecule: messenger RNA, 234 nt
Organism: Hydatigera taeniaeformis
Lineage: Eukaryota; Metazoa; Platyhelminthes; Cestoda; Cyclophyllidea; Taeniidae
Source: the annotation of a GenBank genome assembly
AUGCUACCAGAAGGGAAACUGCAGAACGUGAUGCGUAACGAGUUUAGCGCAGAAGACGCUGCAGGCUGGAGGCCCUUGUGGUUGGUACGUUAUGCGGAAUACUACAAGAAUCGGGGAGUGGUGCGCUCCAAAGGCUACACGUUUUUUGCUGAGCGCGAUCUUUCCGCUUCCGUGGCUACCACUGGGGACACUGCUACAUCAUCUGCAAAUGGAGACCAGCGUACCUCCUUCUGA